AUGACGAUAUCUCCCAAUCGGGCCCACAAAAGUAAGAACUUAGAAUCUUAUACAUCCGAUGAAGAGGAAGACGAUAUGCCUUUAUCUCAAGCAUCAAUAAAGAAAAGAAGAAGAGUUAAAAUCAAUGAUAUACUAGAUGAUGACGAGGGCGAUGGUGAUGAGGAUGAAGAUGAAGAUGCAACUUUAUCUUCAAUCGCUGUAAAGAAUAAGAAACAAAAGAUAUCCAAGAUAAAAGUAGAAGAGUUUGAUGGAUCAUCAUCAAGUCAAGAAAAGAAAGUGAAAAAAUCAAAGAAGAAAUCGAAAAAAGUUAGUAAAAAGAUGAUAUCGGACCCCAAGAACGAAACAAAACAAGAAAGUGACGAUGAUGAUAAACCAUUGAAAAAAGAAGUAAGUACGGAACUGGAGAACGAUGAAGAAGAAGAAUACAAAUGGUGGGAAAAGCAAAAUGAGGAUGAUUCCAUUAAAUGGACUACAUUAAAACAUAACGGGGUAUUACUCCCACCACCAUAUGAACCAUUACCGUCUCAUGUCAAAUUAUAUUACGAAGGGAAACCUGUGGAUUUACCAUUAGAAGCAGAAGAAGUGGCUGGAUUCUUUGGUGCCAUGUUGGAAACUGAUCAUGCUAAAAACCCUACGUUCCAAAAAAAUUUCUUUACUGAUUUCUUACAUGUCCUAGAGCAAAAUGGUGGUACUAAAAAUGGGAUUGAAAUUAAAGAAUUCACCAAAUGUGAUUUCAAAAAAAUUUUCGAUUAUUAUGAUUUACAAAGAGAAGCUACUAGACAAAAAAGUAGUUUAGAAAAGAAACAAAUCCGUUUAGAAAGAGAAAAAGCAGAAGAAAAAUAUAAGUUUUGUGAAUUAGACGGAAGGAAAGAACAAGUAGGUAAUUUCAAAGUGGAACCACCAGGGUUAUUUAGAGGGCGUGGUGCUCAUCCGAAAACGGGUAAAUUGAAAAGAAGAGUUCAACCUGAAGAUAUCGUUUUGAAUUUAAGUGAAGAUGCACCAAUUCCUGAAGCUCCCGCUGGACAUCAGUGGGGAGAGGUUAGACAUGAUAAUACUGUCCAAUGGUUGGCCAUGUGGAAAGAAAAUAUCUUUAAUUCGUUGAAAUAUGUUAGAUUAGCCGCUAACUCAUCUUUAAAGGGACAAAAUGAUCUUAAAAAAUUCGAAAAGGCAAGACAAUUAAAAGAUCACAUCGAUACAAUCAGAAAAGAUUAUAGAAAACGUUUAAAGAAUAAAUUCAUGCUAGAGCGUCAAAAAGCUACAGCCAUAUAUUUGAUUGACGUAUUUGCAUUAAGAGCCGGUGGUGAGAAAUCUGAAGAAGAAGCAGAUACCGUUGGUUGUUGUUCCUUAAGGUAUGAGCAUGUUACUUUAAAACCACCUAAUACAGUAAUAUUUGAUUUCUUAGGUAAAGAUUCCAUCAGAUAUUAUCAACAAGUGGAAGUAGAUAAACAAGUCUUUAAAGAUUUAACCAUUUUCAAAAGACCACCUAAACAACCGGGACAUCAAUUAUUCGAUCGAUUAGAUCCAUCAAUUCUAAAUAAACAUUUACAAAGUUAUAUGCCUGGUUUAACGGCGAAAGUUUUCCGUACUUAUAACGCUUCCAAGACAAUGCAAGAUCAAUUAGAUUUAAUUCCUAAUGAAGGUACCGUCGCUGAGAAAUUAUUAAGAUAUAACGCAGCUAAUAGAACUGUGGCCAUUUUAUGUAACCAUCAACGUACAGUAACUAAAGGCCAUGCACAAUCUGUUGAAAAGGCAAAUAUGAAAAUCAAAGAAUUAGAAUGGCAAAAGAUUAGGUUGAAAAGAGGUCUUCUUCAAUUAGAUUCAUCCGAAUUGAAAAAAAAUAAAGCAUAUUUCAAAGAAUUGGACGAUUUAUCCAAAGAAGAUGAAGCAUCCAUACAUGCGCAUAUUAUCGAAAGAGAAAGGGACAGGUUACAUAAAAAGUUUGCAAGAGAGAAUGAUAAGAAAAAAUUCAUGAAAGAGAAGGAAUUACCUGAAUCUGAACUGAAAGAAUGGUUAGAUAAAGUAGAAGAAAAAAAGAAGCAAUACGCAAAAGAGCUAAAGACAAACGUCGUAGAAUUAAGAUCGUCGUUAAACACAGUUGAAAAGAUCAAGGCUCAAAUUGAAAAGUUAGAACAAAGGAUUCUAACAGCUACCAUUCAAUUGAAAGACAAAGAAGAAAACUCGGAGGUCUCUCUAGGUACUUCGAAGCUUAAUUAUAUUGAUCCAAGAUUAAACGUUGCAUUUUGCAAAAAAUAUAAUGUACCAAUAGAGAAGAUAUUUACCAAGACUUUAAGAGAUAAGUUCAAAUGGGCCAUCGAAUCCGCUGAUGAAAAUUGGAGGUUUUAA
Messenger RNA from Naumovozyma dairenensis CBS 421, 2343 nucleotides. RefSeq names its product DNA topoisomerase 1 (gene TOP1). Gene Ontology annotation, cellular component: chromosome; nucleolus. The record is from RefSeq and is a predicted model, not a curated record. The transcript has a single exon. The coding region runs from base 1 to 2343 and encodes 780 amino acids. Gene Ontology annotation, biological process: DNA replication; DNA topological change; chromosome segregation. Gene Ontology annotation, molecular function: DNA binding; DNA topoisomerase type I (single strand cut, ATP-independent) activity. Lineage: Eukaryota; Fungi; Ascomycota; Saccharomycetes; Saccharomycetales; Saccharomycetaceae.